UCUCACGUAUCGUCCUGGUACCUGUUUUGACGCGGACCAGAAAUGACGCACCGAUUUAGUUUUCGGUUUUAUAUUUCUAAACAAAAGCCGUGACGUCAUCAACAUUUGCUGUUCAUAACGUUAUGGUGAAGGUCGUCUUACUACAACGAAGAUGCCUAAAACUCCGCCCAGAAAGAAAUUUACUAAAGCGUACAGAAAAUAUUCACCAUCACAAUUGAAUAAUGCAUAUCAGAUAGUAAAAGAACAAGGCAUUCCUAUCCGGACAGCGGCACGUACAUAUGAAGUACCUGAAGCUACUCUACGACAUAGACUGAGUGGCUAUGUAAAUCCUGAAGCUGUCAAGUCCGGACCAGCACCUUUAUUUAAUGAAGAAGAUGAAGCAGAUCUUGUUAAUCACUUGAAGCUCAUGGCUAGAGUGGGAUAUGGUUACAGCAGGUCAGAAGUAAUAGAUAUUGCAACAAAUUAUGCCAUUUACAAAGGAUUAAGGGACAGUGAACAUCCAUUAUCAACAAAGUGGUAUAAAAACUUCAUGGCUCGUUGGCCAGAUUUAAAAAUCAUUAAACCAAGAAGUCUUGAAAUGCAGCGUGCAAAAGCUACAUCUGAGGUCAAUGUGCAGAACUAUUACUCUGAACUUCACAAAAUUUUGGAAAAAUAUGAUCUGUUUGAUAAACCAGAAAGAAUUUACAAUGUUGAUGAAAAAGGAAUAUGCACUAACCAUAAGUCUCCAUAUGUUAUUGCAGCUACAGGAUCUACACCACCAGCUAUUACUUCAGGGGACAAACACUUGGUCACAGUCUUAGGGUGUGGAAAUGCACAAGGCCACAGUGUGCCACCGUUCUUCGUAUUUCCUGGUAACAGGAUGAGACAAGAACUUCUUGAAAAUAAGUCAACAGGUGCAGACGGUGAUGUUUCAGAAAGCGGCUGGUCUAAUACAGAAAUUUUCCGCAAAUACAUGGCGAAUCAUCUUUUGAAAUACAUACCCCACAGAACAUCUGAUGUUCCAGUAUUAAUUCUUUUUGAUGGACAUAAAUCCCAUAUUUCAUUGGAACUAAUUGAAUGGGCAAGAAAAGAAAAUAUUAUUUUGUUUGUCUUACCUGCACAUACAAGCCACAUUCUCCAACCUAUGGAUGUAGGAUGCUUUGGACCUUUUGAAAGGAUUUUUAAUAAUGAGUGCCACAAAUUUAUGCGGCAAAACUGUUCACAACCAAUAACACGUUAUAAUAUAUGUGGUCUGGCUUGUAAGGGUUAUCUCCAUGCACUUUCACCUAGCAAUUUGCAAAGUGCAUUUAGAAAAACUGGGAUUUACCCGUAUGAUCCUCACAUGGUUGAUCGUUCCAAUUUUGCACCAGCACAAGUGUUCAUUCAAGAAGAUUCCAUAGAAGAAACAUGUGAAACUGAAGACAGAGAACCUGUACAUGAAAUUGAACCAAUUGAGAAAGAUAUAGAUGUACCUGUUGAAGAAAUUGAAAUUAACAUAAACAAUGUGAAGAAAAUGAACAUGCUUUAACAAUCAAUGAAACACAAGAAAAAACAGUGUCGGAGAAGAAUGACACUUUUUUUGAAGAUCGAGAGAAAAACCUAUUCAAAAAGAAACCUAGAACUAAACAAAGACGCUAUCUGAGCAAAGUUGUAAGUGGGAAGGCAAUUACAGAGAAUGAUACAAUUGAAAAAAUUAAAGAACAUAAGGAGAAUGUAAGCAGAAAACCAAGUCAGAAAAGUCAGAAAAGUAAAUCAAAUGAGAAAGGAAAACAGUUAGCUAAACCUUCAAAAUCAUCAAAACAAGUGAAGUCAAAAAGAGUUCCAAAAAAGACAAUAACAGUU
Molecule: messenger RNA, 1821 nt
Organism: Mytilus californianus (California mussel)
Lineage: Eukaryota; Metazoa; Mollusca; Bivalvia; Mytilida; Mytilidae
Exons: 2
Coding region: 152-1507 (451 amino acids)
Cellular component (GO): nucleus
Molecular function (GO): DNA binding
Source: RefSeq, a predicted model, not a curated record